AUGCAGUCAAUCCUCCGCAUGCCACGGUCAACAACCGUUGUGAAGCUCUUAUGUCCAUCCCUACUCGGAGCUAGGGCAUCAAUUGCAAGUCGAACAUCCGCGUAUCGGUCCAGAACCAAGAGAUAUAGCCAUCAAUCAUACGGUAGCAACGACAAUCCACAGGGACACCAACCUGCGUCUCGUAAGAGUCGCGAACUGGAGCAUCCCGGCCCCCCACCCCCAGACGUAAGAAAAGACUCGCCCAGCAGAACCAACCCCGAAGCAUCACAAAAGAAAGAACAACAAGAAGAACAACCCCAUGAAGAUUCAUACCACAAAAAGCAACCCUCCAACAAAGCACGACCAACCCUCAGCACGGGUCGGGAAUCGCCCAAUGUCGAUGAGGAAGGUAACGUUCGCGGCGAUGUGCCCGAGGACGUGAAACGGCACAAUGCUGAGUUGGAUCAGAGGUACGACAGGGCGUACAAUCAGAUUAGGGACGAAGGGAAAGUGAGUAAAGGGUUUUGGAAGGGGAAUGGGCGGGGUUUGACGGAGGAUCAGGGUGGUGCGAGGGCGCAGUAA
This is a messenger RNA of Talaromyces marneffei, 561 nucleotides long. RefSeq lists its product as uncharacterized. The record is from RefSeq and is a predicted model, not a curated record. The transcript has 2 exons. NCBI's taxonomy places the organism in Eukaryota, Fungi, Ascomycota, Eurotiomycetes, Eurotiales, Trichocomaceae. The coding region runs from base 1 to 561 and encodes 186 amino acids.